This is a messenger RNA of Vigna radiata var. radiata (mung bean), 2385 nucleotides long. Its product is annotated as UPF0503 protein At3g09070, chloroplastic. Bases 223 to 2169 code for a protein of 648 amino acids. Gene Ontology annotation, cellular component: plasma membrane. The transcript has a single exon. The record is from RefSeq and is a predicted model, not a curated record. Lineage: Eukaryota; Viridiplantae; Streptophyta; Magnoliopsida; Fabales; Fabaceae.
ACUUUUGUUUUCUCGCUGUCCCUGGGAACCAAACAGUGCCACCAACCUUCACAACCUCUCACUAUCAUCACAUCACUCUCUCACUCUCUCUCUCCUCGUUUCUCUGUCAUCACUCCACACAGACAAAUCGCACUCAAUACUCACUCUUCUUCUUCACAUUCUCUUUCACUUCAUUCUUCAUAACAUGACCAAAGCUCAAAUAUCUUUUCCCCACUUGAGGUUAUGAAUCCCCCCCAACCGCCGCAGGCCCACCGUCCCUCCACCUCCUGCCCCCGCCACCCCGACGAAGCCUUCACCGGCUUCUGUCCCUCAUGCCUCUGCGAACGCCUCGCCCUCCUCGACCCCAACAACAACAACAGCCCCGCCACUGCUCGCAAACCUCCAUCCACCGCCGCCGCCGCCCUUAAAGCCCUCUUCCGCCCACCCGCCCUCCCGGAGCUCCGCCGCACAAAGUCCUUUUCCGCCUCCAAAAACGAACCUUUCUCUACCUCCUUCGAACCCCAGCGCAAAUCCUGCGACGUCCGCGUCCGCAGCACCCUCUCCAACCUUUUCCACCAAGACCUCAAGCCCCAAAACGACAAACCCCCAGAACUAAACGACAUUCGCCCACGUGUUCUCGACCAGCCCGUAGAUAAACAAGAACCCCAAGAAGAAGAAGAAGACGAGAAAGACGAGAUCAGGGUUGUCGAAGAGCCCAAGGUCAAUGUGAACGAAAUAGUUGAAGUCAUUGAAGAACUUGAAGUUGAAGAGAUAGACACAGAGAAAGAGAAAGAAAAAGAUAAGGAAGAAGAGCUUGUUGCUAUCGUUGAAGAAGAGGAGGAGCUGAAGACAAUGAAGGACCACAUCGACCUUGACUCAUCACAAGCGAAGCAGCAAAAAGCGCGUGACUUCAAGGACCUCGCGGGAAGCUUCUUCUCCGCGGCUUCGGUUUUCAGCAAGAAAUUGCAGAAGUGGCGGCAGAAGCAGAAAGCGAAGAAGCGGAGGAACGGUGCUCUUCCGGUGGAGAAGCCGAUCGGGCGGCAGUUCCGGGACACGCAGUCGGAGAUCGCCGACUACGGCUUCGGGCGGCGGUCUUGCGACACCGAUCCAAGGUUCUCGCUGGACGCAGGGCGGUUCUCCCUAGACGCGGGGCAGUUCUCGCUUGACGCAGGGCGGAUGUCGUUCGACGACCCUCGGUACUCUCUGGAGGAGCCACGGGCGUCGUGGGACGGUUACUUGCUCGGCCGGAGCAAUUUUCCGAGGAUGCCGACGAUGCUGUCGGUUGUGGAAGACGCGCCGGUGCAGCAUGUGAUGAGGACUGAUACGCAGAUUCCGGUGGAGGAGGAGCCGGUGAAUGACGAUGAGGGCGUUCCUGGUGGGAAUGCACAGACUAGAGAGUACUACUCUGAUUCGAGUUCUAGGAGGAGGAAGAGUCUUGAUAGGUCUAAUUCGGUUAGGAAGAGUGUUAGUUUGGAGGUGGAUGAGUUGAGUAACAAUGGAAGCGGUGGUGCGAAUGGGAAUGGAAAUUUGGAUGUGAAUGUGAAUGUGAAUGCUAAGGUGGCUCCUUCUGGAGUGGAUUAUGUGCAGGGUGUGAGAAUGGGGUUUAAUGAAAGGGAAUUCGGGUCGAAUUCAAUGCGGGAAGAUUGCUAUUCUGAGAAGAUGUUUGAUGUGGGGGUGAUUGGGAAUGGGAAUGGGAAGGGGGGGAAGAAGGGGCGGCGAUGGCGGUGGAGCAUAUGGGGGUUUAUUCACCGGCGCGGCGGGAACAAGGAUGAGGAUGAGGAUAGGUAUAGCAGGGUGAAUGGGGUGGAGAGGUCUUAUUCGGAGACUUGGGGGGGUGAUGGUAGAGGUGGAGGUGGAGGUGGUGGUGGUGGUGGUGGUGGUUUUAAUGGGAGGAUGUUGAGGAGCAAUAGUAGUGUGAGUUGGAGGAAUGCUCAUGGGGUUGGAAAUGGUGGUGGUGGGUUUGGAGGUUUGAGGAGGAAUGGUGUGCAGGGUAAUGGGAAUGGGAAGAAGGGGAAGGAGGAGUUUGUGUUGGAAAGGAAUAGGAGUGCAAGGUAUUCACCCAACAACAUUGACAAUGGUCUCUUGAGGUUUUACUUGACCCCCAUGAGAGGAAGUAGAAGAAAUGGCUCUGUGAAAAGUCGGUCAAAUCAAGCGCAUUCUAUUGCAAGAAGUGUGCUUGGAUUGUAUUGACAUGGAAGAAGGUCCAUAAGGUGUUCUUUUGGUUUGAUGUUGUUAGUUUUGCUCUGCAUUUCUUGUGUAAACCACACAUGCCCUAUGUAUUCUUACUAUUACUACUAUUAUUAUUCUUCUUCUUGGUUGGUUGCUGCAUUUUUCUUUGACACUUAGUAGCAUGCUUCUUCAGUUUAGUUUACUCUUAAUAACCGGAGUUUUCAGUGUUUCUGCUUC